Salarias fasciatus (jewelled blenny) is the source of this 1581-nucleotide messenger RNA. RefSeq lists its product as uncharacterized. The transcript is spliced from 7 exons. The coding region runs from base 597 to 1577 and encodes 326 amino acids. NCBI's taxonomy places the organism in Eukaryota, Metazoa, Chordata, Actinopteri, Blenniiformes, Blenniidae. The record is from RefSeq and is a predicted model, not a curated record.
UUAGCCUGCUGAACCUCCACCAGGUUGCUGUUGCUAAGGACUCGUCUGAAGGAAGUUGAUAUGUGUCCGGGACUGGAUUUUUUUUUAAGAACGGAGUUUAGCUCUUUAACUAAUGAGGGCUCACCUGCAGGUGGCGGUAGUGCACUCGUAUGGGGUGCAAGCUGCCGUUUAACAUUAAAGACGAAGAAGCCACGUGUGACUCCGCCGGAUUCAACCCGAUUCACACGUGUCUCCCCCACUUUCCAUCAGACCUCGCUUCAUUGCAACAUUUGCCAUACACACACCACUACACCCAUACAUACACACACUCAUCAAACCAAAAGCACUUUUAAGAGCUACAUAUUGUCUGUCCCUCUCUCUCUCUCUCUCUCUCUCUCUCUCUCUCUCUCUCUCUCUCUGUGUGUCUGUGUCUUUGUCUGUCUGUUCCUUUUGUGUAGUGUUAAUUCUGUUUGUGUUUGUAUUGUAUCAUAUGGUUUUGUGUUGUCUGUUUUUAUAUUUGUGUUGUCUGUUUCUGUGAGCCAUGUCUUGCAAUUCUGGUGCAAGGGUCUUUGAAGAUCCAGGAGAGGCUAGGUUGCACAUGGCAUCAUUGAUUAGCGAUGCAUUUGUCCAAGAGGCCAGGUUUCAUCUCAAACUCUGCAAACAUGUGGGAAGCCAUGGCCAAAGACAAUCCUGCUGCUCCUCCCAAAAAAAAGAAAAAAAGCAGGAAGAGAUCCCUCCCCUAUUCAGCUGUCAAAAACAGAUGUGGGAAACGUCGGCUAACACAAUCAGCUGGACAAGCCAGAGGAAGGCACCCUGUUCAUGAGGACAGCCAUCAGAUCGAAGAUCAGGAGUUAAAAAGCCUUGAAACACGUCUUCAAGAGUUAAGGGAUACUCUUGUGGAAGUCCCGAUCCCAGAAACGACAAAUGUGGUUUCUGCCUGGGAACAGAGGCAGCUUCUCACUAAUGCAAAAAUGAAAAUAGCUAGGACGACACUUUUGGAUUCAAAACUCUCUGCUGAGAGACUAAUCACCCAGAAAUGCCACAGAUGCUCUGCUCAGGAAGCUGUUGUGAGGUGCCUGGACUGCGUACCACUAGACGUGGAGUUCCUUUGCGCAAAGUGUGAUGUGGAAGCCCACAAGAGGAACAUCUUCCAUGACAGGGAAGCACUCAUCCACGGGUUUCUUGAGCCCAUUCCCCCAACAACUGCUGUGGUGAUGGAUGACAGUGGCCAACCUCAGUUUUGUGAACAAGUAUGCCAGUUGCCUGUUUCUACUCCAUCCAUCUGUGAAUGCUCCCAAGACCCCACAGUCAUUCCAGGAAAGCAUAUUUCUGUGGUUACGAUCAAUGGAAAGCAUGAUGUCUGCUUGCCACAGAAAUCCUGCCCAUCCUGCUCUGCAGAAUGGACACCCGAUGUUAAAGACCUCCUUAGAUAUCGGUACUGGCCAGCCACAAGCAACUGCCAGACAUUGUAUAAAUUUGAUGUGUUCAGAACAUUUGAGCACAUGAAGUUGACUGCACCAGCCAUGUCGAGGCAGGCCUUUCUUAAAAUGUUGGAGCACAGAUCUGCACAAGCUGGAAGGGUAAGUCUGCUGGAAUGAAACU